Molecule: messenger RNA, 2156 nt
Organism: Phlebotomus papatasi
Lineage: Eukaryota; Metazoa; Arthropoda; Insecta; Diptera; Psychodidae
Product: daxx-like protein
Exons: 5
Coding region: 436-1947 (503 amino acids)
Molecular function (GO): histone binding
Source: RefSeq, a predicted model, not a curated record
UGUGUAUGUGUGCAUGGAGGGGGCGUUGGUGUGUGUUUUGUUUAGGUUCCCUGUCACAGACAAGAUAAAUCACUUUUGGGACACAAAAUGAGCAAUUUAAUGGCUCCUGCGGAUGUUAAAGGUGGAAUUUCUGUGUAAAAUAGGUGCUCCAUGUAUCUCGGCGACAAAGUGCGCAGUUAGUUUUUCCAGGGAAUCCAUCUACUGGCCAAUUGAGGCCAUUUUCCGGGAGUUAACCUGUAAAACAUCGCCCGUGUUCGCCUUUUGAGGGUUUUUGGGGCACCUCUCGUGCUCUUGGGGCCCAAAAGUUUGUCUAGUGUGUUUUGGUAGUGCUAGGGGAAAGGGAGACAAUAGAAAAUUACGGGAAAAGUUGCUGUGCAAAGGGUCAUUUUGACGUGAUUUCCAGCGACUGGAAGUGGUUUCCCGCUCAUUUUCACCAUGGAUUCUAUCAUAGUCCUGGACUCGUCGGAUGACGAGGUGGAUGUGAAACCUCCUGAGCCGAAAAAGCAGAAAUUGACUGCGACAAUCCUUCCAACUCCCGUCAAACCCAUCUGUUCAGUCUCCCCGAAGAUUGUCACACAGUCCCUGGUCCCUAGUCCAGAUACUGGACCCAAAAUCAAAGAAAUCCGACGAGUGACACCAAUAAAGAUUGGGGAGAGGACACCGGUGAAGGAGAAAAUUCGGCAUUUUGGAGAUGAUGAGGAAUUCAGUCCAAUUUCCUCGCCCAUUUCCAAGGAUGACCUGCCAAGGAGUGAACAAUCUUCCAGCACAGCACCGGCGGAGGAAGAACAGCCGGCUGAAGAGGAGGAAAGUGGCGAGGAAAUGCCCAUAAAUGCAACAUAUCAGGAGCUUAUUGAUGUCUGCCGGGAAUCAGAAGAUACUCCAGACAUGGAGAUGCUGAUUGAGAAAAAACUCAUCCGCUACUACCGCGAUGUCCAUCCUGACUUUGUCAAUUCCAAAUGCUUCUGCAAGACUGUUCGGGGAGUGAUUAAUGAUAUUCGUGCGAAUCCUGGUUUGGUCUACCUGAAGCUGUCCAGUAUUCUGGAGGAGCUGAGCACGCGACGCAAGAGCCGGGAUAUCGUGAUGGUCAAUGAGGAGGCCACGACCACGGGCAGCGAGAGGAGACAUGCUCAGAUCAAGCGACUGAGCAAGGCUCUGUACUACAUGAAGAAGCGCAUUGCAGCUCUCGAGGAGACUGAAGUGGACUUCAAUGAUGACCACCAUUCGGUGCACAUCCAAGCGGAAUUGUACAAGAAAAGAGCAUGUCAGAUUUAUGAGAAAAUCUGCGAUUUAACUGGGGAGAGCAAAACUGCCCAGAGAGCUGUCCGGAAGCCAAUCCGUUUCCAAGAGACCGACUAUCCGGAAUUCAAUCGAGCGUUGCAGAUGUUAGUCAACCGCACAAAUGUCUUCCCGGACUCGAUGGAUGUCUACAAGUGUCUCGAUCACUGCAACAAACAAUUUGGCUUUGGCCUCAAGAAGGACGAAGUGAAGAAGAUUGCUCAAGAUGCUUUUGGGAAGAUUGGGAAACUGCUGCAGUGCCGACGGAAGGCAGAUCUCUAUGAGACUGUGAUGCAUUUCACGGGAACUGGCAAAGAUCCUGCCCUCGAGGAUAAAGAACUCGAGGCAAAGUUGCAGGAGAACAAGAAGCACUACUCCAAAAUAAAUGAACUCAUCGACAGUUUUGCAAAGAGGCAGGAGUCUGAGGCGAAGGUGAAGUUGGGUGAUCCGGAAGGUGCUUCCGGAACUACAAGUCCGGGCAGUUCGCGGCAGGAGCAGCAAGUUGAGGCAAAAGACACGAGUUUAGGCGAAUCGUCAUCGAGUACAGGGAAUUCGGAUGAUGGGCACAAGGAUCCGCCUGGAAAGGUUGACGAAGAGGAGGCUGUUCCUGAAGACUCGGAUGAGUGCAUAAUCGUCCUAGAUCCGUCUGAUAGUAAUCCAAAGAAAGAGUAAAAAGGGGGAGGGGGAAGGUGGGAAGAUUCUUGGGACAAUUCUUUUGGCUCUAAAUGAAGUCCAUUGUGUACUUCCGGUCGCCGAUGAAAGCUGCAAAGUGCGUGAAGGCGCAUGGGAGGAUCUCAAUCAUUGUACGAUCGAAUGGAGCUAAUUUGUGUGAAUUUUCUGUAAGAUAGUAAUGGAUAAAAAGAUAAAUAUUUUAUGGAAAA